AUGGAGUCACGUAGGGACAUAGAGUUCCGUAAAGACCUAACAUUUAUCACGGGUAUCAUGAAUGGGGAUAUAGAAAUUGACUCACAAUUUUUGGGAACGUUUCAAAAUACUCUUGUGUCAGUUUUUGAUUCUCCACCUCCACCUCCACCACAAGUUGAAAAUGCCUCUUCUACAAAAGGAAAACGGGGCUCUAACUUUACUGUAGAGGAAGAUAAACUCUUAGUGGCAGCAUGGCUCAAUACUAGUGUUGAUGCCAUAAACAGUAAUGAACAAACACAAAAUACUUUUCGUCAAAAAGUUUGGGAAUAUUUCAUGCAGUACAAUAUAUCCGGUACCACACGUACUGUUAUCUCCUUGCUAAGUCGUUGGGGAACGAUUAGUGAAAAGAAAAAUAAGUUUGCUGGGUGUAUGGCUCAAAUUAACGCACUUCAUCAAAGUGGUAUAACCAAAGAAGAUAAGAUUACCAAUGCGAAGGCUUUGUAUUUAGAGAAGCACAAGAAACCCUUUCUUCUUGACCAUUGUUGGCUCAUGUUAAAGGACCAACCAAAGUUUGUCGAUCCUAACAAUGCUAGAUCGAGAUCAUCCGUGCCUCCAACUUUGGAGUCAAUAUCAAUUAGUGAAGGGGAUUGUGGGUCCGGACUUGGUGACACUUCCAAUUUUGAGAGACCUAUUGGUAGGAAGGCCGAAAAGGCCAUCUGA
Molecule: messenger RNA, 699 nt
Organism: Quercus robur (English oak)
Lineage: Eukaryota; Viridiplantae; Streptophyta; Magnoliopsida; Fagales; Fagaceae
Product: glutathione S-transferase T3-like
Exons: 2
Coding region: 1-699 (232 amino acids)
Source: RefSeq, a predicted model, not a curated record